AUGGUCUCGUUCAAUUUUCGAAGGCGCCAUCAUGCUGAGGACAUCACCCCGGACCGGAUGUCGCCCGACGGAGAGGCCGACAGCGACCUGGCUGCGAUCGAUGCCUUGAACGCCCUGAAGCAUUUCGAGAUGAUUCAUCACCUCGACCCGAACCUGCCGCUGGAGGAGCUCUACGAGGUCGACGCCGCCCUGAACGCCGCCAGUGCCGAGAAGGGCAUCGAAGUCGAGCAGAUACUGAUCGAGGACAACUCUCCCUACCCCGAGGUCCGAGCAUCAGUGCGCAAUUUCGAUGUUGAUCUGCCCGUGAACACGGUCCGCGCCUGGGUCAUCGGCAUGGUGCUGUGCACGAUUGGGUCUGGAUUGAACAUGCUCUUCUCGCUCCGCAAUCCUAAUGUCCUCAUCACCACAUUCGUCGUCCAGCUUAUCUCCUAUCCCAUUGGCUUGGGCUGGGACCUGAUCUUCCCGGACCGCAUGCUCAACCUCUUCGGCCUGAAGUUCAACUUAAAGCCUGGGCCCUUCAACUUCAAGGAGCAUGUCGUCAUCGUGGUCAUGUCAAAUGCUGCUUACGGCGGCGGCGCCCUGUAUGCCACCGAUGUUAUCAUUGCGCAACAGGUCUGGUAUGGCCAGGCCUUUGGAUGGGGGUGGCAGAUUCUGCUGGGUAUCACGACUCUGUGCACUGGCUACGGUCUCGCCGGUCUCGCGCGACGCUUCCUCGUCUGGCCCGCGGCCAUGAUCUGGCCGUCAGAUCUCGUCAACUGCGCCCUCUUCCACACCCUUCACGACCACUCGCCCUCCGACCCCGCAAAGACGGGCGGCUGGUCCAUUGGUCGACACAAGUGGUUCAUGAUCGUCUGGUGCGGCUCCUUCGUCUGGUACUUCUUCCCGGGUUGGCUCUUCCAGGGCCUGUCGUGGUUCUGCUGGCUCACCUGGAUCUGGCCUGAGAACGUCAUCGUAAACCAGCUAUUCGGUGGUUACAGUGGCUAUGGCCUAUUUCCCAUCACUUUCGACUGGACCAUCAUCUCCGGAUAUCUCAUGUCCCCGCUCAUUCCUCCCUUCCAUGCCAUCGCCAACGUGCUGGCCGGCAUCCUCAUCUUCUUCAUCGUCGUAUCGAUGGGCAUCCAUUACUCAGGUUACUGGUACGCCGACUACCUACCCGUUCAGAACUCACACGCAUACGACAACACCGGAUACCAAUACGAGGUCAACGAGAUCCUUACAAACUUCCAAUUCGACGAGGCCAAGUACUUUGCCUACUCGCCCCUUUACCUCCCCACCCAGUUCGCUCUCGCCUAUGGGCUUGCGUUCGCGACAGUCGCCGCCGUCAUCGUCCACGUGGCGCUGUAUCAUGGAAGGACUAUUUGGUCGCAGAUGAAGCUGGCCCGCAACCAGGAGGACGACAUCCACAUGCGCUUGAUGAAGAAGUACCGCGACGCUGAGGACUGGUGGUAUGCCCUCCUGUUCUUGAUCAUGCUGGGUCUGUCCUUUGCCGUUGUCUGCGCCUGGCCGACAAGCCUACCGUGGUGGGCAUACAUCGUCUGCAUGCUCAUCCCCAUCGUAUGGACGAUUCCCAUCGGGAUCGUGCAGGCCAUCACUAACAUACAGCUCGGCCUCAACGUGCUGACCGAGUAUAUCGUCGGAUACAUGCUCCCCGGCCGGCCACUUGCCAUGAUGAUUUUCAAGAAUUAUGGCUACGUCUGCAUGUCGCAGGCCCUCUACUUUGCGCAGGAUCUCAAACUUGGUCACUAUAUGAAGGUGCCGCCGCGGAUUCUCUUCUGGUCGCAGCUGAUAGCCUCGAUCUGGUCGGCCAUCGUGCAGAUCGCCGUCAUGAACUGGGCACUCAGCGCCAUCCCCGACGUUUGUACCGAUAACCAACCCAACCAGUACACCUGCCCCAACGCAAAGGUCUUCUACACGGCCUCGGUCAUCUGGGGCGCCAUCGGACCCGCGCGCAUGUUCUCGGGCAAGGCCCUCUACAGCUCACUACAGUGGUUCUGGCUCGUCGGUGCUGUCAGCCCCGUCAUCACUUGGUUCCUCGCGCGGCGAUACCCGCGCAGCAUAUGGCGGUAUAUCAACUUGCCGCUUGUCUUUGGCGGAUCGGGUUGGAUCCCCCCAGCGACUGCGUACAUCUACUUCUGCUGGGGCAGCGUGGGCGCCUUCUUCAACUAUUACAUCAGGCGGCGGAACACAGGCUGGUGGCUGCAGUACAAUUACGUCACGUCGGCGGCCCUCGACACCGGGCUCAUCGUCUCGACCUUUAUCGUCUUCUUCGCGCUCUACAUGUCGGGUGCCCGCGCCCCCAACUGGUUCGGCAACAACGACGCGCUGAGCACACUAGACAUGUUGUCCAGGGCAGUGAAGUCGACCGUUGCUCCAGGCGAGACGUUUGGGCCAAGCACAUGGCCGUAA
This is a messenger RNA of Phialemonium atrogriseum, 2406 nucleotides long. Its product is annotated as OPT oligopeptide transporter protein-domain-containing protein. Gene Ontology annotation, biological process: transmembrane transport. NCBI's taxonomy places the organism in Eukaryota, Fungi, Ascomycota, Sordariomycetes, Cephalothecales, Cephalothecaceae. Gene Ontology annotation, cellular component: plasma membrane. The transcript has 4 exons. The record is from RefSeq and is a predicted model, not a curated record. Gene Ontology annotation, molecular function: oligopeptide transmembrane transporter activity. The coding region runs from base 1 to 2406 and encodes 801 amino acids.